Molecule: messenger RNA, 1354 nt
Organism: Nicotiana tabacum (common tobacco)
Lineage: Eukaryota; Viridiplantae; Streptophyta; Magnoliopsida; Solanales; Solanaceae
Source: RefSeq, a predicted model, not a curated record
AAAAGAGGGAAAGCUAUAUAUUUUCUCUCUUUUUCUUUCCUCAUUUUCCUUCCCCGGCCAGAAAAACGGAGAGGACGAAAACCCCCUUAUACAUAGAUCUUUGUUUUCUCCUAACCCCGCAACCAGACUGCAGAAAACUGGUAAAAUUUGAAAAACCCCGGAGGAUCAUAAACCCCGAAUUCCAAUCAAAAUCAGUAAUCUAGUUAUCUCUCUCUCUCUCAUAUACAAAAGUAUCCAUUUGAAUAUACAAUUUCAGAGUAACUAAUGGACGAAGGAGAAGGGGGUUUAAGCUUUGAUUUCGAGGGCGGCUUAGACACUGGGCCGACACACCCAACUGCUUCCGUACCAGUAAUGACACAAUCUUCCGAUCACAACAUUGCCGCGGCCGCCGCCCCAAAUGCUAACAUUAACCAGCCGCCUACUGUCUCGGCCCAUGUAGGCGGGGAUGUAGGGUUUGUUGGCAAUCGUCGGAGUUUCAGGCAGACUGUUUGCCGCCACUGGCUGCGGUCACUGUGUAUGAAGGGUGAAGCCUGCGGCUUCCUUCAUCAGUAUGAUAAAUCUCGAAUGCCAAUCUGUCGGUUUUUUAGACUGUAUGGGGAGUGCCGUGAACAGGACUGUGUUUAUAAGCACACAAUUGAGGAUAUCAAGGAAUGCAACAUGUACAAAUUGGGGUUUUGUCCAAAUGGUCCUGAUUGUCGAUAUAGACAUGCAAAGUUGCCUGGACCUCCACCACCAGUGGAAGAAGUUCUUCAGAAAAUUCAGCAUCUGGCGUCCAACAACUAUGGUUACUCAAACAGGUUUUACCAAAACCGGAAUGCUAAUUAUUCAACACAGGCUGAGAAAUCUCAAGCUUCACAAGGACAGAAUGGAAUGGGUCUUGCUGUGAAAUCUACAGCAGCUGAGACACCCAUUAUACAACAGAUCCAGCCUCAUCAACAACAAGUUUUACAGACUCAACAACAGGGUGGCCCAACUCAAACACAAAUUCAUCCCAAUGGCCAGCAAAAUCAAACAGAUAGAACUGCAGUAGUCCUGCCUCAAGGAACCUCUAGGUGUGUAGAGUUUCAAGGUCUUUAAUUAGGUUAUGUAAUCAGUUCAUGUACGUAUAUUAUUUACAAUAAUUUAACAGUCCCCUAUGUCAGCUGUAAUGAGUUCGUCCAGAGCCUUGGGGUCGUAACUAGUUCAACUAGUUUCGUGAUUGUUGUUUUCUAUAUCCACUUGUAUACUGGUUUUCCCUUUGUUUUAUUUUCUGUUCUACUUAGGCAUAGUUUGCAUGUCUGAGGAAUUGAUAUUGACUAUUGUGAUCUUAGUUCAUCAGAGUUCUGCAAUAAAAGAUACAUACUUUUACGGAUAA